This is a messenger RNA of Stylophora pistillata, 753 nucleotides long. RefSeq lists its product as uncharacterized. The record is from RefSeq and is a predicted model, not a curated record. NCBI's taxonomy places the organism in Eukaryota, Metazoa, Cnidaria, Anthozoa, Scleractinia, Pocilloporidae.
UUGUGGUAGUGGUUAUCGACCGUCAAGACUUAUGCUCGUUUAUACAAACAGCUUGUGCCAAGGCUAAUCGAGAGAUAGCCAGAAGUUCUAAAAAAUUCGAUUCGAAAUGAAAAUUAUUGGUAAUUUGAUGAUCUUUGUCCUUGUGGGUUUGAUUUUUAUUCAGGGUUUUUCGUUUGGUACCUCAACUGAAGACUUGCAAAUGAAAGUUAAAGAACCUUCCAGUUUUCGACCCUCAUCGUCUGAAAUGUGUGACAUGUUAGAGAAAGCAAACCUCGAAAACCGUGGCUUCCAAAAAGAGGUUGUCAGAAAGUCGUUUCAGAAGCCUGGAAGAACAAGAUCGGAUUUUGAGACGGUGUAUAAUUAUGAAAAAGUAGUGAACUGCUCUGUGGGUGCCAUUGAAAAAAUGGGAGUGGAAUUGAACACUUCCUUGCCAGUUAAGAAAAGGAUCCGUAGACUCUUUGCCUUUAGCAUUAAAGCAUCUAUAAGACUCAAGCUUCAAGGUGUAGUUUUCAGAGUUCCCCGUGUUAACUAUACCGGUAUUCCCUUCUUGUAACGCAAACUAUUAAAAGACGAUUGCUUGUUAUUGAUAGUACGCUAUCACACUUGUUAUAAUUAGUGUGCUCGUAGCCGAAACGAAACCAAUAAACUUGGAGAAGAAUAAGAGGGUGGGUGAUGAAGCUGUAUAGAAAGUAAAAGUUAAAAAGGCGGAAAAUGGGAACUCUAAUAAAUAUCGUUACAAUUGCUCUUUCCAGG